Messenger RNA from Paramecium tetraurelia, 640 nucleotides. RefSeq lists its product as uncharacterized. The transcript has 3 exons. Lineage: Eukaryota; Ciliophora; Oligohymenophorea; Peniculida; Parameciidae. The record is from RefSeq and is a predicted model, not a curated record.
AUGUAAUCUAGUGGGUAGAAAUCUCAAAUUAUAAAACGAACAACCUUUCUGAACUCAUCUUCAGCCUUCAGUACAAAUAGUAGAACCAAUUCUAUCGUAUAGGACAACAAUUAAAAAAAGGAGUUAAGAAGGUAUCCAACAGAAUGGGCUGAAUAAAUAGACAAUAAAUCAGAUAAUCGAUUUCAUCAUACAAUCAUCAAUAAAAGCAAAGACGAGCACAAUCCAAGUUUGGCAUCUCCAAGCAAAAUAUUUGGAAUCUAAGAAGGCAAUAACCCAAGCAGAUUUCAUACGACCAAUGAGGAUCUUUUGUCCUCAUUCCGAAAGAAGAAUCAAUCACUUGGCAAUUUGGGAAGUUGGUAGUUCACCUCUCCACAGCCUCAGUCAUCCUUGAUCUCUAAAUCUAACACCAGCAAAACUAUAUCCAGGAGAGUGGAUCUGGCCGUUCCUCUGUCAGAACUAUUGGAGAUAUCAAGACAAUUAGAUUGUUCAUAAUAGGAGGAGAUCAGAUAAUUGUCACGAGGUUAUGUCAAUUAACUCUUCCAAUUAUCAUAAACUAUUGAAAGAGUACUUCGAAAUAUAAAGAGAUGAGAUUAUUGAUGGAUAUUUAUGUUAAGAUUAAUAGUAAUUAGUAUCUAUAAAA